This is a messenger RNA of Diorhabda carinulata, 7720 nucleotides long. RefSeq lists its product as uncharacterized. The transcript has 17 exons. Gene Ontology annotation, biological process: microtubule cytoskeleton organization. Lineage: Eukaryota; Metazoa; Arthropoda; Insecta; Coleoptera; Chrysomelidae. Gene Ontology annotation, molecular function: microtubule binding. The record is from RefSeq and is a predicted model, not a curated record. Gene Ontology annotation, cellular component: cytoplasmic microtubule; cilium. The coding region runs from base 1 to 4854 and encodes 1617 amino acids.
AUGCUAGAGUAUCAAUCUACACAAACAAACGAAGAUUUCUCAAAUAAGAGUACAAAUCUCAGCUCCCAAGAAGAAGCCAAACCAUCUUUAACUAAAAUUUGGGAAAUUAUUGUCCGAACUAAACGGCUUCCAGAUGGAGUGAGCGAAGCUUUAUUAUACGAAUCCAUUCGUGACAAACUACGCGAUCCAGAAAAAGAAGUUCGCCAACAUGUUCUUAGAGUGCUUAUGGAUCUUAUUCAAGUAACCCAGUCAUCCAAUCUAGAUAAACGGAUGCAAGAAUUGGUUCCAGAUAUUAUAAAAAUUUUGAGCCAUUCUUCACCUUCAUUAAGAAAAACUGCGUUGGACUUUCUUAAGAAAUAUUUGAAAUUAAGUGGAAAUUAUUAUGAAAUUAUGAGGGACUUGAUUGACUCGCCGGAUUAUUUAAUGAGCGCAACUCCGUUUUUAAUAAAUUCCGAAACUGAUGAUAAAACUGUGAGUUUAGUUCUUGAGCAAUUGUGGAAGGAUUUGGAAAGAUCAAAUAUCAACCAGGAGAUUCCUGCUAAAUCAUUAGCCAGAUUAAGAUACAAUCUUGGUGAUGAGAGGUUCAAAUAUCUAAUCGGAUUGGAGAGGUAUCGAAAACUUCAAGAAAUCUGUGAAAUUUAUGGUCUUCCUAUAGAUUAUAGCGACACAGACAUAAUGAUCAGCGAAAACGAUAACUGGAGCAAUGACGAAGCUGUAGAAGAUAAAGUGAUUCUAGAAACUGAAAUAACGCUCAAGACAGGACCGGCGAUUACUAUGAAAAUUCACGAGGAAAGUAGACCCAAUAGUGGAGUGGGUAAUCCUGGAGAGAUAGAAGUUAAAUCAAAGUUUGAAGCAGCAAGAAGGACGCCUAGAAAAGUACGUUUCGGCGGAGAACAUGUGAAAUUACGCACUCCUGAAAGCGAUAGCAGUAAUCAAGACGAACCGAAGAAUACUUUACGUAUAACUGUAACAGAUGCUGUAGCUAUAACUACUAAGAAGAGUCUCAUUCCAAUUCGGAUAACUUCUCUACCGACAACACCUCUAAAAAAAUCACAGAAUAUUACAAAAAAUAGAUUACAUCAGUCGGCUCCGAAUUUAAGCAGAAACUUUGAAACAUCCAGAAUACCUUUUAGUCGAGAAUCUAACUUGAAGGAAAAGUUCAAUAUUCCACAGAAAAUAUUAAAAGAUAAACCGCAAAUGAAAUUAAAAAGCAGAUCGUCAGAUAACUUAGACAUUUCCAAAACUGUUAUACCUAUCUCGUCAGUUAGGACUAUCAAUAAUGUCAGUCCUCUUCCGCCGCAUAAGGAAAUCGAAGUUUUACACAACUUAACAAGAAGUCCAGCCAAGAAACGACGCCCUAGUACUGUAGACGUUUCCGUUACAUCUACAGAAGCUAACACGAGUUUCAAUAGUUUCAAAAUAUGUCCGAUGUCGUCACGUGAGGUUUCUUGUGAUACCACUACAGAAUCAGAAAAAAAUUAUGACAGUUUCAAAAUAUGUCCAAUAUCUGAAGAACAACCACCCGAAGAUUUGAGAAUCAGUCUUUUCAACGCUAAUAGCUUAUCUACAAGUACAUAUUCUUCUGAUAAAAGUUCGAGUCAAGACAUUGUUGAUAGAACACAGCCUUUGGGAUAUAAUAGCGUUCGAGCGCUGGAAUAUAUUUCUCCAGACAAAGGUUAUAAUAGUUUUACAGUGUAUCCUCACAAUUUGAACCACGAGAAGAAGAAAACUGUCCCAGAAGAAAUAAUGCCACAAGAUGUAAAUGAAAAUUUGGAUUUCAAUAGGCAGUGGAAAUUGUCAUCUUUAAGUUCAGAGUUUCCAGCUCCAUUCAAAAAUUGCGAUGCGUUUUAUUCGUUUAAUUUACCUCAUCCAGAUAACAACUUCCCACUUAUGGAUAGCUUUGGAAAUAAAUCUGAGGCACUGGAUAAUCUAGUUAAGAUGUUAAAGCAACCAGGAACUUGUGAGAGUCUAGAAGCUGGACCUGCAGCUCUACUUUUUGAAGCACUAUUCGCUUGCCAGUAUCUUGAUAAACUUCAUUUUCUUGCAGAUGCCGCUCUUGGUUUAAUGAUAAAAAAUAUUCGAGCUGAAAUCUUGGAGCGAUGCUUGGGAAGAGUGAGUCUAGAAAUAUGUAAAAUAGGAGCUCCUUCUGGUGUCUAUUUAGCUCUGAUGAUAAUGGAUAAAUGUUCUCCAAAAAGAUUUCUACAAGAAAUUAUGGAUAGAUGUUUUGCUCAUAAAACUAGAGAAGGUGCUUUACAGGUGCUAAUGGCUUCGUCUAGACUACUUCCACGCACCGACUUGGAAAUUAUCAAAAUGGCUGAAUUUGCUGCUGCUACUCUAAGAGAUAAAAGGCGGAAAGUUAGACACGCUGCUUUGGAAACUUUAGCUACCUUGGCUCAACUUAGUUCGAACGGAGAAGUGUUGGGUGUGGUUGAGAGGGUUACCAAAGCUGUCCCGGAUCAUCAAUAUCUACUUAGAGUUGUUCGAACAAGAUUGUCCCGUCGCCAGUUACCAACAGUUGAACUAAAUGGUACUGUUCGUUAUUCCACUCUUAAAGACCCAAGUGAAUUAGAAUGGUUAUCUGGUAGUAUUUCGAACGAUAACCAUUCUGUAUCAUCUUCAGCAUCCUCAUCAAAUAAUUCAGUAAAUUAUUGGAGACGUAACUCUCGACACGAUGUAGAUGAAAAAAGAAUCGGAUCGGCUCAGUCAUCAAUUAAGCUCUUCAUCACUCACGCUUCUUGUCUCAAGUUCACGCCGGCUUCGUAUUCUCGUUUUGACAUGCUGCUUUGCAGAUUAUUUGCACUAAGGCCGGUUUCUUUAAAUAAUUUUGUGGUGGAUGAAAGUGCCAAUGGAAAUCAACAAAUCUGGGCAGUUGAUUCUUCAGUCUUCCCCAGAAAUGGACGAGUCAAAGAUAAUAUCACAAAAGGAAAUUCGUCCAUAUUACGACCUGUAUACAUACUUCAACCGGAGGCGGUAACUGAGAAUGUUCGUGGCUAUCGUCGAUACGAUAGAGGCAGAUCCUUCUCGCCACCGAAACCGAAUCAAAAACAAGCUGCGCAUCCUGUUCCAGCAUCCACAACACUACAAAAUAUUGUUCCCUCCCAAAAUAAUUUUAGUUACCGAGAGGGUGUCAGGAAAAGCUUCUCAUCCGAACAAUUAUUCGUUAGGGAGAGGGAAAAUCAUGAGCCCUAUUCUUAUUCUCUAUCGAGUAGGUCGUCGUCGACUUCAACAGGUUCCUCCACGAAAAGUGGUAUCUGGCAUAAAGAAAUGAGGUCAGGAAUUCCAGUACCGAUCACAUCAGAAACGAAAUUCAGGCUACGAACUAAUGCAUCGUCUAACAAUGUCACAGGUCCCGUUGUAGCCCGUAGGUCUGCUUUAGGCAGUGUCCCAGAUACACCAAUUAUUGCUCGCUCAUCUCCAAGAGAAUCCCCCGAAAAACAAAACACUAUACAAGUUGUACAACCUCCUCCUUUAUCAUCUGGCUCUGAAUCUUCAGGAUAUGAUACUCCUCCUCCCGAAUCUAACAAAGCUUUUGUUAAGUUGGAUAGCGUUGAUAAAACAUCUGAAUCUGGAAGAGAAGAUGAUGAAAAUGAUACUAACAAUAAUAUUCAAGAAUCUAAAGAUGAUGUCGAUUCCACACAAGAAACAUCAACGAUUAAUGUGUCCCCCAGCCGCACAGAAACAAGUCAAGUGAUUGAAGAAUCCAUACAACGAAAUGCGGAUUCUUCACCUUCAACUACAGAAAUUUUCGUAAAAGAAGAUCCAGUAGUUCGUCGGUUUAGUAUCUCUCACUCCAACGAACCUUCAUUUAUAGAAAAAACAUCGCCGAUUGCAGGGAAAAAAGUUAAAAGUAAAUCAGUAAUUGACUUACCGAGUUUCCUUCCAGAGAUAUCACCCAAUAGGAAAAACAUUAACUCAGCUCCAUUGCUCAAGGAAGAUAUUAUCUCCAAUGGCAAUAUAGUGAUAUCUACUUAUGAAGAGAUACAUACCGUAAUUCCAAUAAGUACUAUUCAAGGUGACGCGAACCAGAAUACCGAGUCCCCUCCAAAAGAAAUAACAAUCACCAGAAAACUUAGUAGAAGAUUAUCAAGAACUCAAAGUAGGAGAUCUAUAAAAUCGACCCCAAGAAAUGAUUCUCCCAACUCCUCAAGAUCCCGCGGUAACAAAUCUAAAGACACCACCCUGCAACUUUCAUUGAAUCAAUUGAAUAAUCCUGAAUGGGAAGUGAUGAUUCAAGGACUCAAAAGCUUAACACAUAUUGCCAAAUAUUAUCCAGAAGUAAUUGAGGGGCAGAUGCAUACCGUAUGCGUCAAUUUGGCAAAGCAUAUAAAGAAUCUAAGAUCACAAGUUGCAAGAUCUGCUUGUCAUACAGCUGCUGAAUUAUUUGGAUCAUGUAAAAGGAAUUUGGAUAUGGAGCUGGAGGAAAUUGCGGGGCCCUUACUUCAUAGAACAGCUGACACCAAUAAAUUCCUUAGAGCCGAUGCGAAUGCAGCACUCGACGUGAUGUGCAAGAAUCUUCCAAUUAAUCGUACAAUAACGGUUAUAAUAUCGAGGGGCUGUAACCACCAAAAUAGCAUUGUACGUGCAGCAGCAAUAAGACUGAUGACCGACCUAGUCAAGAGGCAUGGAGCGGAUAAGAUUUUUCAAAUGAACAAAGAAAUCAGGGAUAAAAUUAUUGUAGCAGGUGCUAACUCCUUAACAGAUGGAAGUUUAGAGGCAAGAAGUCACGGAAAAGAAAUGUUUUCUCAUUUAAUAGGACACUCACAAUUCCAGAAAAGCUUAUUAGAGGCAGUACCUCAGAAUACAUUAAGGCAUAUAGCUAAGACACUUAAUUCUAUCAAAGCGAGUGGAACAUAACUGUUAUUAUGAAGAAAAUAGUGACCAUUUUUCCACAUGAAAUGUACAGGGUUGAUCACUUAUUUUGAUAUAAAAAGUGAGCUAAUAAAAAUGACGAUUUGCGAUUUGUAGUUUUAAAAAGAUUUUGUGAAUCAGUUACAUCUGUUUUUAGACUUGAUAAAAAAUAACUUAUGAGAGUUUUAAUAUAAAUUUAACAUCCUUGUAUAAAAUGUCUCACUAUUCAUAUGCUCAAUAUCUUCCAUAUAAAGCCGCGUCCCCACUGGACAAACAUUGUUUGUCAAACAUUUGACGAAGAUUUGGGCAAACGUUUUUGUUUGACAAACAAUGUUCGCCGGUGUUUUUGAUGUGGACGCUAUUCCAACAAACAUUUCAUGUAUAGAAGGAAAAGGGGCCGCUAUUUUUGUUUGUCUAGAAUGUUCCCGUCCUAGUUUAUCUCUCGCUGUUUAUCGUUUGCGUAUCUCAGAGGCAAAGCUAUGUUGAACGAUCUGUACGUUGGAACAAACUAUUAAUGCAGAUGCAGCUAAACGUCUCAGCGGUAUUGCUCAUUUUACAAAUUCGAUUGCUGCAUGUCAACGCUGGACAAAAAGCCAUAGUAUUGGGGCUGCUUUGAUCUCCCAUGUUCUUGAUGUUUGUGGAUUAAGACACUUGCAAGACGUUACCACCUAAUCGGAUUAAAAUUUUUGAGAAACAACUCGCUGAUUUUAUCAAUAUUUUUGAAAAAAACGGUAAUCCAGAUUUAAACAAAGAUGAUCUUGACAAGAUGAACGCAACCACUACUACCAGCCAGAUAGAUCUUAUGAGGUCCGAGAAAAUGAGAGAGAUUAUGACCAGUUUAUCUAUAAUCUAACUCACAUGAGAAGAAAAAGUGGCAUUGGAAAACUCUCACAAAAAUCUGUAAUUGUUGUGAACUUCUUUAUAUGAAAUGACGUACAAUGAAGAAGGGAACGGGAACACAAAUUGAAAUUACUGGAUCGAGUAGGUAGAACAGAUUUAAAUAAAAAGGAGCUUAUUCUCCAAUAUAUAAAAAACUGAAUUUAUAUAUUUUUUUAAAUAUAACUAACAGGAAUCCGUUCUAUUCUAAUCGUUCUGUUUCCCAAAUAAAUAGAGAAUGCGAAUUUACACAGAAAAUAUUAUACAAAACUUAAAUAAGGAAAUUAAUCAAGAUAACUGGAAUUUUGUGAGCAUUAUAUAUGAAAAGCAAAGUCUAAAAGAUAUUUGAAAUCGUUCAUUUUGUUUCUAAAGAUUAGAUCGAGUUAAUACAGAGCUUCGUUGGGAUGUGGUAAUAAAUAUUUUUAUCUACACGCCAUCUAUAAUUAGAUAGUGUCUAUCUUAUCAUAAAUAUGUUUCACUCUUUCACUAUUAGUAUCUACGUCGCUGCAUAUCUUUGGGAGAUCAUUACCAAAUUCAAACUUUCUAUGAUUAAUGUCGCGGCUACAUUUAUGCUGAUUUCGCUAGUACGAUGGUUGCUAUCUAAAUUUGAGAGAUAAAUAAAAUAAAUAUUUGUAAUUCGAUGUGGCUUUAUUGUUCUUCAACAUAUUCUCCAUUAAGAUCACAACACUUUUGCAUGCGUUUGACCCAAUUAUCGAAGCUUUUUUACUAAUCCGAUUGAGGUACCUCCAAAGCAAUUUGAACGCAUCAACUGCUUCUUCAGUUGUAGAAAAACGUUGACCUCACAAUUCAUUUUUAAUUUGCAUUGGGUGUUGAACGAGAACUGUACAGUGGAUGAUUUAUCAAAUCGAUCUUUUGACUGUUCGAAUACGUUUUUAGUUUGAACUGAUGUGUGAGAGCUGGUGGUGAAGAAUGAUUCUUCUGCGAUUGGUUUUCUUGAUUUUUUCAAAAACUUCUGGCAAACAAAUGCUGGUGUACCAUUCAGAAUUGACCUUUCCACAUUGCUCGUAUGGAAUAGUGGCGACAUUCAGAAAAAAAUAGGCGACCAUUGGCUUUGAAGUGCUUCAUGCGCGAAAAACUUUUGUUGGAUUUGGCUCAUCUUGAAAGACCCACACAGGAGAUUGUUUUUCAGUUUUGGGCUCAUUAGCAUAGGAAAACAGCCAUUUUGGAAGAUUUCACGAAAUUCGUUCUGUUGCGGAGCGCGACCAUGAUUGGGUAUGGUGCUUCAUCACCAAAAGUCGAAGCGAGUUGAUCGGCCUUGUGCCGUUGGUUUAAUCCACGUCGAAGUCAUAGAAUAUAAUUGCAAAUACUUCAAGUAUUUGUAAACAACUCAAACAGCACUCGUAUGACAACACGUUCUGACUACGUUCACCAAUAAUAAUGUCGAACUUAAUGAUGGCGGUAUCAGAUUUGACGUAUUCACAUCAAUGUUGCCAUAUCUCAAAACUUGAGUAGCAACCAUGGUAGCAACCCUCGUACAGUGAUGACAGAGGAACAGAAUAACAAUGUUGGAAUACACUGUACUCACACAAAAAGCUCUGUGAGGCAACUAGAAUUCAGUUCUGAAAUAAGGUAUAAUAAAUAUCUUAUGAAGUUUAUCUAAUAUGAAUAGAAUAUUUAGCUGCUAAAAUCGUGAUAAUUUGACAUGACGUAAUCAAAAAAAUAUGGAGUUUACACCUUGAAAAUAGCUACAAUCCUUAUAAAAAAUUAUGUAACUACUUCAUAAUAUAUUGUAUAUAAAUAUUUAUUAUUUUUAGACAUAGUAAAUUGUUAGUAGGGGAGUAGGUCGAGGAAAUCGUUAUUUCUUUUUAGUUUUUUAGGUACCUUCUGUUAAAUUUAUUAAAGUUAUUUGUUGUAUCAUUGUAGGAGUACUUAAUUUUUUUUAUAUGAAAUAAUCGUUGUGUUCAUCUAGUUAAUAUAUAAAUUUUCACAAAUUUUAUGUAUGAAUUUGAUUGUCUUAAUAAAUUUUGUAAAUACA